AUGGUUGCUGAAGCCCUGGAUGCUGACUCCCCUCUCUCAGCCUUUCAAUACGGUGGAGGCACAUUUACCAGUAGCUCUGCAAACCAUGUUCACCACCCCAGCUCCAGCAAGCACUUGCUGCAAGCUUCUCACAAACCCCAUAAAUACUCCACAGCAGGACCUCCCAAAAGGGCCAGAUCCACUCCUGACACCAGCGUGAUCCAGGAAGCCAGAUUUCAGGCGAUUGAGAAAGACCAUAGAUAUGAAUGUCAUACUGAGUGUGAUAAAAACAAGAAACCUAUUCCUGAGAUUAUAAUCAAUAAAGACACUCCUUCCAGAGUAAGAGCUCAUGAGACUCCAUUACAUGUAAGAAACAUUAUUGGUCAUUUAUACUUACCUGAGAAUCUCAGAGAAGAAACUAAAGGAAAACCACUCCUAUAUAAGGGAGCUGUGGCAAAAGCUUUUACACAUCAGAAACAUUGGAAAGAGAGCAGUUAUUCUGAAUCUCUUCAGGUACUUGAAACUUCUCCUAAUGAGAAACCCUGUAAAAAUCAACAAUGUAAUGAAGCCUGUAGGAGUCUCUGUUUUGACCAGCCUCAGGAGAGAACUCAUACUGAAAAUAAACUCAAUGAGAAUGUCUUAAUGAGAUAUGCACAUGGCCAGAAUGAAGUGAAACAAUUUGUAUGUAGUCUCUGUGAAGAAUCCUUCAUUGAUUCCAGUGAGCUUACCAACCAUGAAAAAUGUCAUAUUGAAGAGAAAAGGUACAUUUGUGGGGAAUGUGGCAAAACAUUUAAAGAUGCAACAUGUUUUGAGAAACAUAAAGUAACUCACACAGGAGAGAAGCCUUAUGCUUCUAUACAUUUUGGAAAUGCCUUCACCCAAUUCAGUCAUCAUAACAGUCAGGAAAGCAGUUACACUGGACAAAAGCCUUAUGCCUGCAAGCAUUGUGGAAAAAACUUCACCAGUUCUUCUAAUCGAAACAAGCAUGAAAGAAUUCACACUGGAGAGAAACCUUAUGCAUGUAAGCACUGUGGAAAAACAUUCACCAAUUCUAGUACUCAUGACAUACAUGAAAGGAGCCACACUACAGAUAAACCUUAUGCCUGCAAGCAUUGUGGAAAAGCCUUUUCUUCUUCCAGUAAUCUGAAAAUGCAUGAAAUAAUUCACACUGGAAAAAAGCCUUAUGCAUGUAAGCAUUGUGGAAAAACCUUCAACCACCCCAGUCUUCGUAUUAGACAUGAAAGAAUUCACACCACAGAGAAACCUUAUGCAUGUAAGCAUUGUGGAAAAACCUUCACCCGUUCUUGUCAUCGAAACGAUCAUGAAAGAAUUCACAGUGCAGAGAAACCUUAUGCUUGUAAACAUUGUGGAAAAAAUUUCACUCGUUCUUCUCAUCGAAACAUUCAUGAAAGAAUUCACACUGGAGAGAAACCUUUUGCAUGUAAGCAUUGUGGAAAAAACUUCUCUAAUUCUUCUUAUAGAAACAUUCAUGAAAGAAUUCACACUAGAGAGAAACUUUAUGCAUGUAAGCAUUGUGGAAAAGCAUUCACCAAUUCCAGUAGUCAUGACAGACAUGAAAGGAGCCACACUACAGAGAAACCUUAUGCAUGA
This is a messenger RNA of Arvicola amphibius (Eurasian water vole), 1590 nucleotides long. Its product is annotated as zinc finger protein OZF-like. The transcript is spliced from 2 exons. Lineage: Eukaryota; Metazoa; Chordata; Mammalia; Rodentia; Cricetidae. The coding region runs from base 1 to 1590 and encodes 529 amino acids. The record is from RefSeq and is a predicted model, not a curated record.